Chelonoidis abingdonii (Abingdon island giant tortoise) is the source of this 1103-nucleotide messenger RNA. Lineage: Eukaryota; Metazoa; Chordata; Testudines; Testudinidae. The record is from RefSeq and is a predicted model, not a curated record.
CCCAAGGGAAGAGCAUGGAGUUGGAUGGCAGAGCCUGGGUGGAGGUCAUGGAGCAGGCUGGAGGAGACAAAGGAAAGAUGAUGGAGCUGGAUGAAGGAGCCCAGGCGGAAGUCACAGAGCAGGCUCGGGAAGGCCAGGAAGUGGGCAUGAAGCUGGUGAAGGACCUGUUGGCAGUGGUUGCCACUUCUGCUCUUCCCCAAAAUAAGACAGAAUUAGAGUUUGUGACCCUACAGUUAAUGAUGGGGGAUAAUUUACACCUGGUCGGGGAAUUGCUGAGCCAACACACAGUGGAAGAGUUCCGACAGGAAGUGUUUGCUAGGUUCCCCAUACCAGCAUUCCGUGUGACUAGCACAGUGGCCUGUAAUCAAGUGACCAGCCACAGGGGUGAGAGAGGCCUCUCACUCCAUGAACUUGGCUGUUCUGGGCAACAGGAAAGAAUUUCCUCACAGCUUAUCUUCCUCGUGUGCAGAGCCUCCUCUUUGACAGGCUGGGUGGGGCUAGACCGAUUGCUGGAGAUGCUACAGCAGCUGAAGCACUGUAUCUGCUAUAUCCCAGUGGCCCUGGUUAGGGUGAUUGUGCAAGAAGACCCAGAGCUGGAUCUGGAGCAGGAAGUGAAGGCACUGCGGUGGCUGAAGUGCCUGCUGGAUGGAGUCUUCUGUUGUGAUUUGUUGCCAGGCCAUGAGGGGACAGAGCAAGAGGUGCAGGUUCAGGUGGCUGUCUACCAGUCAGGCUGGCCUCAGCGGGCUCUAGAGGUUAAGAGAGCAGCCUGCCAGGCAAUACGAGCGGCCCUGAAGUUCUGAACAGACAACAUGUGAGGAUGCAUCAGGAUUACCAUGGCUCCUGUAUUAUGACUGAAGAUCUCAGUUAUCAAUGGAAAAUCAAUUCAGAUUUUGUCCCAGUUAUCUGUGUGCUUUUAAUUUUGAAAAUAGUUAUUGCUUAAUGUUGCAAAACAAAACCUCUUUAGAUAUCUGCAUUGUGAUGUCACAAAUAUUUAAGAGCCACAGUGUGCUGUAGCAAUAUGUGAAGAGCUGGAUGGCUCAACGUACAGAUAAUGGCUAUAGAAUGUUAUGUUUUGAAUUAUAGCUACUAAGCAGUGACAUUUG